Molecule: messenger RNA, 432 nt
Organism: Cryptomeria japonica (Japanese cedar)
Lineage: Eukaryota; Viridiplantae; Streptophyta; Pinopsida; Cupressales; Cupressaceae
Product: cysteine-rich repeat secretory protein 38-like
Exons: 2
Coding region: 1-432 (143 amino acids)
Source: RefSeq, a predicted model, not a curated record
AUGGAUUUCCAUAUUGAAAUCCCUAUUGAUACUGUGAAAGGUACCCUUGUGGAUAUGGAUAAUUUGUCCUUUUCCAUGGGGUCAGGGGAUAUGCUGAUGAUCGUCAAGGAUGGUAUGGAAGGGCAAGCGCACACCUGUGAUAAUUCCUCAAGUUUCAGCAAUGGCAGCACUUUUUCCACAAACUUGAAUCUAGUUAUCAACGAUCUGUUUCGUAAUGCACCUCAAAGUUCAGGGUAUAACAUUUCUUCCCAUGGCCAAAAUCCCAAUAAGGUCUAUGGUCUGCUGCAGUGUACUGGAGAUAUAUUGUCAGUGAAAUGCUCAAACUGUGUGGUAGAAGCGAAUAGCAGUAUUCAUGAGCGUUGCCCCAAUGACAUAGGUGGGCGAAUAUGGCUUGAUGACUGCUUCAUGCGCUAUCACAACACUAGAUACUAA